GUGUUGGACAUUGCCCCUUUUUUUUAUCGUAAACUAUUCCCGAUUAUUCUACUGAUAUACAUAAACGCUAAAUUAGUGAAUUAUUCCGGUGUGAACUCGAAAGAAUAACGUGUUAAGCCUUUAAAGGUAUUUUAAGUACUCUCGAAAUGAGGCUGCUUUUAAAUCUCGCUAUAAAUUCGUGUAAACGUCUACCAUAUUUCAAUGCUAAUCUAUCACAUCAUACUCCAUGCUGGAGAAAAAUGGCGACCGAAGUUGAAAAAGCCCAAACUGCAGCUCCCUCAGAAGAUACUAUUUUCGGGAAGAUAUUGCGUAAAGAAAUACCUUGUAAUUUCAUUUACGAGGAUGAUCAGUGCGUUGCAUUUCAUGACAUUAACGGCCAAGCACCGGUGCAUUUCCUGGUGAUUCCACGAAAACCAAUUCCGCAACUUUCAACUGCCGAAGACGAGGACGAAGCUUUGCUGGGUCAUUUAAUGAUAGUUGCUCGUAAGGUAGCGAAGCAACAAGGUCUCAAUGACGGAUUUCGUUUAGUCAUCAACGAUGGCAAGCAUGGUGCACAAUCGAUCUAUCAUUUGCAUCUACAUGUUCUUGGUGGUCGUCAAAUGAAGUGGCCGCCUGGUUAAGGAAUUUCGUUUCUCUUAAUGUAUCUAAUAUCUAAUUAUAAUUUGGGAUUAUAAAAAGUAUCUAUUGUCAUGAUAAUAAUCUUUGAUGUAACAUUUUUCAUGUUCUUGAUGAAUAAAUAAUAUUAUGCCCUUGUCAGCUUUAA
Bombus huntii is the source of this 763-nucleotide messenger RNA. RefSeq names its product adenosine 5'-monophosphoramidase HINT1 (gene HINT1). The record is from RefSeq and is a predicted model, not a curated record. Gene Ontology annotation, biological process: purine ribonucleotide catabolic process. Gene Ontology annotation, molecular function: hydrolase activity. The transcript has 2 exons. Lineage: Eukaryota; Metazoa; Arthropoda; Insecta; Hymenoptera; Apidae. Gene Ontology annotation, cellular component: nucleus; cytoplasm. The coding region runs from base 147 to 620 and encodes 157 amino acids.